AAGCUACCAACUUCUGUUAAUCUCCGCCAGACUAUGAAGUUUGGCUACACCUACACCGAAACCAAGCCUUGGACUUUCACCAAACCGGAAGACUAUCGUAAGGGUGUCUACAAACAACGCGAGACCAUGUAUCCCACUUAUUGGCUACCAAAAAUGAAGGCUGCGACCCAAAGCCAGAGGAGACACUUUAAACACGUACGAAGUUUGCUCGUGUUCUCGCAAUGGAGAAGCGCACAUCCGCGAUCAUGGCCCUUUCCAUUGCCAAAGCUACAUGGUCACUAGCGGAUGCCUCUUCGUUGGUCUCAGCCCUUCUGUCUCUUGGAGUACCCACGCUGAAAGUAUAUGUGUAACAAUCUCUGAGCAUGUAGGUCAUGGUGACUACUUACCUCCAAUGUCUUGAAUCACUACCAAGGCGGAUGAAAGUGGUGGACGCUGAGGGAAUUGGGGACGAC
Messenger RNA from Fusarium redolens, 452 nucleotides. RefSeq lists its product as uncharacterized. Lineage: Eukaryota; Fungi; Ascomycota; Sordariomycetes; Hypocreales; Nectriaceae. The record is from RefSeq and is a predicted model, not a curated record. The transcript has a single exon. The coding region runs from base 34 to 282 and encodes 82 amino acids.